Messenger RNA from Rotaria sp. Silwood1, 735 nucleotides. Lineage: Eukaryota; Metazoa; Rotifera; Eurotatoria; Philodinida; Philodinidae. The record is from the annotation of a GenBank genome assembly.
AUGAGAUGUUUCUCAGAUGAUUCCAUCGAUUCAUUACCUGAUCCAAUACUUGAUCGAUUUUGUUUACAAAUCUUACAUGAAAUUCAUUAUAAAAUUCAAUGGCUUAAUCUUGAAUCAUCAUCUAUGAAACGUAUUCUUCUUGCUACAAAUUAUCCGACUUUAUUUGGACUUGGUUUAUAUGAUAUUGAGAUAGAAACAGCUCUGUCUCUCUUUAUUGACGAAUCUUGUUUAACUUCUAUAAAUAAAAAUCAAAUCUCGUCGCUUGUGGUCGAUAUUACUAAAUAUGAAAAAAUAAUUUCAAGUAGCGAUGCGAAUAUACGUAUAUUUACACAUAUUUUUACAAUGUUCUCUAAUUUACAAUAUUUAAAUUUUUGUCCAUCUUCACUUUGGAAUCAACGAUUAUUCUUUUACAAUCCAUAUCCAGGUAUUAACUCUUCAACUCUCUUAGAAUUGCAUAUCUGUUUGAAACGGUUCUCUGACUGUCUUUAUAUACUUGAUGGGCGUUUCAAUAAACUUCACACACUUUAUGUUGAUAUUGAUUUCAUUUCCUCUUCGGAUUUAACAAACAAUAAUAAGGAAAAAUUACCCGAUUUAAGAUGUUUUUCGCUAUAUUGUGGAAUGCCAACAGAUGCUUAUAAUAAAUUAAUUGUACCAUUUCUACAAGGAAUGUCGAAUUUAGAAAAACUCUAUUUGAAUGUUAUUUGUGAGACAAAUACAUUUAUUCGAUGGAAAUGA